CAAAGGCAAAAUGGAAGUAGAAUUGAGUAGCACGAGCGAUGAUCAUGAUAAGAUUUUUUAAGCAAGCAUUCAGAAUGUCAACAAUACAAUGUCAAGCAUGUACUAAAGAAAAUCUUUCAUCCAACAAGCGAUGUGAUGCUUGUUUCAGACAUUUACAUGAUCCUGAAUGGAGAUGUUAUGAUCACAACUGUUUUCAAUGGAAUGCUGUCACAGAAAAAAAGUGCUCCAAAUGCGGAAAGUCUAGGACAGAUAGUGGUGGGAAAGGGAAACGUCCACGCUCUGCCGAUCGUCUAGCUAGGGAUAAAAAUUACAAAGAACCUGUGAAGAACAUUUUUUUAGGUGUUGAUGAUAGACAUAGGAGACCACAUUCAGCCGAUAAUCGUUUAGCAUCACGAUGGAAAUGUUGCCAUUGUACAUUUUUUAAUGGUGUUGAAGAAGAUAUUUGUGAAAUGUGUAGUCACAUAAAGGGUCAAUGCUGUAAUGCUCUGAAACUUUGGAAAUGUCAUCUAUGUGACAAUUUUAAUUCUGAGGAAUUUUACAGGUGUAGCUUUUGUUCAAAGAAAAGAAAAGCUCCAGAUUCACCUAGACCUACAAAUGGCUCAGAUAAAUUGAAAACAAAACAAGAUGAAAAACAUUCAACUGAUCAUGACAGGAAGAGUCCAUUGCCUGGUGGAGACAAAUGGACUUGUGAAAGAUGUUCUUUAACUAACAGCAGUUCAAGCAGACUUUGUGAAGCAUGUGGUUUUGGUAAACCUAGAGUUACUGGGAUCAACUUUACUGACAGACCCAAAUCUAAGCCUUUAAGACAUGAUCUCAGGGAAUCAAUCCGAGCUAAGGAUUUGAGGACCAUUAAAACAAAACAAGUUGAAGCUAAAUGGAAAAUUAUUGUAUCAAACUGCCAAAAGGAAAAGAUAGAUUUCACAGAUAAGGAAUUUCUACCAAAUGACUGUUCCCUCUUCAAACAUCCAAGACCUGGUGGCAGCAACAUAAAAUGGCUGAGGUUAAAAGAUGUCAAAGAUAUGGAUUGGAAAGGUCCUAUACAUUGGAAAGUCUAUGACAAACCCACAGCAAAUGAUAUUGUACAGGGAGAAAUUGGAAACUGCUGGUUUAUAUGUGCAUUAGCUGUUGUGGCUGAGAGAAAGAACCUAGUUGAGAGAAUUGUUGUUACCAAAGAUUAUUGUCCUGAAGGAGCAUAUGUUGUACGACUCUGUAAAGAUGGCAUCUGGAAAACUGUUGUCUUAGAUGACCACUUCCCAGUAGAUCAGUACAAAAGACUGAAAUAUUCUAAGGCAAGAAGAGGUCAGUUAUGGGUUCCAUUGAUUGAGAAGGCGGCAGCUAAGAUACAUGGAUGUUAUCAAGCAUUAGGAGCUGGUAGGACUGUGGAGUCCUUGUCAUUACUUACUGGUGAACCAUGUGAACAUCUGUCCUUGAAUGAAAACAAAGAUUUUUCAAAGACCAUUGAUAACAUGUUGAUCUGGUCAAAGUUGACACAUGCAAGAGAUUGUGGGUAUUUGAUGUGUACAUCAUGUGAAGCUAAAGAUGGAUUCACUCAUGAAUAUUGUAAAUCACUUGGACUAAUUACCAGUCAUGCUUACUCUCUACUAGAUGUAUAUGAUAUGGACACUGGAGAAAAGUUACUCAAAAUCAGAAAUCCAUGGGGUAGUGAAUCAUGGAAAGGUGAUUGGAGUGAUAGCUCUUCAAAAUGGCAGAAAGUCAAACCAGAGGUCAAAAAGAAACUGAAACCAGAUGGAAACAAACAUGGAACAUUCUGGAUGGAGUUCAAGGAAUUUAGAAAGUAUUUUGGUUCUGUAGAAAUUUGUAAAACAAGAGACUGGCAUGAAACAAGAGUCAAAGGAUCUUUUCCAUCAACUGCUGAUGGACCAUGGAAGUUUGUUAAAGUUUAUGUCCAGAAGAAAACAGAUCUUUGUAUAGGACUACACCAAAAAAAUAAACGAGGUAACCAUAGCAAUGAGGACUUUGUUGACAUGUUAAUAGUGGUGAUGGAAGUUCUGGAUGGUAGAAAGAUGAGAACUGUGGGUCAUAGUAAGAGAGACAUCAAAAGUUAUGUGGGAUGUGAAAUAGAACAUCUUCAAAGUGGAGUAUACACCAUUGCAUGUCUGGCUUUUAAACAUUUAGACGGAGGAAAACAUGGAAUCAAUCUUCAGCGUGAUUUUGUCCUUACACUUCACAGUACACAGAAUAUUGUGGUAGAAGAGAAUAACUCUAUUAAUGCUGGCUACAAACACUUCCUGGCCGAUACCCUAAUACAGUUAGCAGUUGAUAAAGGAGAAAGAAAGACUUUGAAGGGUAAUACUGGAACCUAUACUCUUUCGCUGGAUGGAUUAAUAUUCAUAGUUGAAAACAAAGACAAAAAGCAGUAUACUGCAAUAGAGGAAGAUUGUUCCAAAUCAACGAAUCUGAUUAGCACCAGGGGUUUUAUGUUGACACAAGAUGUAAUACCACCAGGACAUAGACAGCUGAUAUUUUUAUUGACAAGAAUAAACCAGAGAUCUGGAUACUGCGUCCAAUAUGUCUCAUCAUACAUCAGUAGUAGUUCCUCGACAUUGGACUACUAUGGCCACAAGACAAAAAGUCAUCUACCAGAGAUUCCAAGGGAACUAGAAUGCUUACAUAUACCUAGACCAAUCAGAUAAUGUACUUUGAAUUUCAUAUAAUUUUGCAUAAUUGAGAUUUGAAUUCACCAUUUUAAAAUCAAUAGGACUAUAGAUAAUUUAAUUGUUUGUACCCCAAAAUUAAAAUAAUGUCAUGCCAUUAAUUAAAUUGCCAUUGUUUAGGAUCUACAUUUUGGUGAAUGCUUUGAAAAAAAACACAGAAUAACUGAUAAUGUUGUUUUUUUCCCUUCAUAUCUUUCCUUAAGAAAAUAAUUUUCUUUAAAAAGGUUUUGAACUUGAGCUUUUAUUUUUUUCAUGAAUACAUGAACUGUGAAUUCAUUAAUAUUUGUGGGAUGCUCAUUUUUGUGGAUUUUGUUUGUAUAGAUGAAACAAUUUAAUUAUUCAACAAAAUUAAAAUUCCUAUAGGUUUGUAUGCAGAAUUUGACAAAAUCAGGAAAGCAAGUUUACACAAAAUACAAUUUUACUUCAAUCCAUGAAAAUUGGUCUCAUCCAAACUAAGUGAAUCCACAGUAACCACCAUAUAUUAUAUGGCAAAAUAUAGUUGUCCUUUCAUGUCCAUCACAAUUUAUUUUCUAACCAAAUUUUUAUUGGAUUGUCAAUUAUCCAUGUCUAAUUUCUAUAAAUAUUUGAAUAUUCAUUUAUUUAAUGCAUGCUCUGGUCAACACUUUUACAUCCCAAUAAAAUUACUAAAAGAAGCAUUCAAUUUUUAUAAUUACAUUUUUAUGCUACAACCAUGAAAUUAUGAGUUAUAGCUAAUUUUUCAUUUGUUUUUAUAUUCAUUGUUGUGAAGUUGUCAUGAGAAGCAUGUGCUGUCAUGAAGGUUGAAUUUUAUUGAGAAAUAAAAUUUGAUAUUGUAAUGCCUUGCGAUUGCUUUCAGUCAAUCAAUAGAAUGGAUUCUUAUAUGAAACAUACUUGAAAUGUGAUUAUAUUAAGAUAUCAGGUGAUUUUUGGCUUGAAACAUUGAUUUGUUGAGCCUUCGACUUCUGUCGCAGAAAGCAAGACAUAGGGAUAGUGAUCUGGCGGCCAAGGCAGCAUUAACUAACUACUUAAAAGCUUAAUAUUUUAGAAGAAAGAAGACCUGGAUGCUUCAUACUUAGUAUAUAGAUGCCUUAUGUUAUGAAGUUUCUGUCUGUCGUUUGUCCAUUGUCCUUGACCUCAUUUUCAUGGUUCAGUGACUACUUGAAAAGUUAAAAUUUUUUGUAAUGUUAAUUUCUCUCUUAUUAUGAGUGAUAGGAUAACUAUAUUUGGUAAAUGCAUACCUUGCAAUGUCGUCAUGCCUGUCAGACAGUUUUUACUUGACCUCAAUCUCAUUUCAUGUAUCAGUGAACAAGGUUAAGUUUUCGUGGUCAAGUCCAUAUCUCAGAUACUAUAAGCAAUAGGUCUUAUGGCAGGUGUCAUCUGACCUUGACCUCAUUUUCAUUGUUCACUGGUCAAAAUUAAGUUUUUGUGUUUUGUUCUGUUUUUCUAAUAUUACAUGUAUGCAACAGAUCAACUAUAUCUGGUGUAUGGAAAUAUUUUAGGAUGUACAUGUCAGUUGGCAGGUUUUUUCUUACCUUGACCUCAUUUUCACAGUUCAUUGCUCAAUGUCAAAUUUUAAUACGAUCGCAAAAAAAUUUUGGGGUCGUAUAAUGCUAUCACGUCGCCUUCUGCUUCGUCGUCGUCGUCCGAAGACAUUUGGUUUCCGGACAAUAACUUUAUGUGUAUGGAUCUCUAUGAAAUUAAACAAAAGGUUCAAUACCACAAAAGGAAGGUUGGGAUUGUUUUUGGGGGUGAUGGUUCCAACCGUUUAGGAAUUAGGGGCCCAAAUGGGGCCCAAAACAAGCAUUUUUCUAGUUUCAGGACAAUAACUUGUGUUUAAGUAUUGUGAUUGCCCUGAAAUAUGUACCACAAGUAGAAGGUUGGGAUUCAUUUUGGGGGUAGUUGCCCAAACCAUUCAGGAAUUAGGGGCCAAAAAGGGUAUAAAACAAGCAUUUUUUUUAAUUUUCAGGCAAUAACUUGUGUUUAAGUGUAUAUAUUUUUCUUAAAUUGCACCACAUUUUACAAAUAGAAAAUUUCUUCAAAUGAUAUUUUUUUCUAUUUUUUUCGAAUAGGGGGGGGAGGGGGGCAAAAAAAAAAAAAUUUUUGGAAGGAGUUGCAAUUUUUUUCCCUCAAGAUUAAAGAAAUUAUAAAGAUUUCUUCAAAUAUUAUUAUUUUUUUUUUUUUUUGGAAAAGGGCGGGGAGUAGAAGUUUUUAUAGGGGGGUCAAUUUUUUUCCCUCAAAAUUUAAGAAAUUGUCAAUUUUCCAAAGAAAAAUUGGGGGUCACAAUUUAUUUGGCUAAUUCUUUGUAUAUAGUCUGAAAACAGAUUUACUAAUUAUAGCGCAACAGCACAGUCUAUUGCACAAAAGCAAGAAAUCUUCAAUUGAAUAUAAAUUCAAAUCAUAUAACCAAUUUCAAGUUCUUUGACUACAUUUAUUCUGUGUCAGAAACCUAUAAAGUGUCAAAUAUUUAAUUACAAUCCUAAUUCAGACCUGUAUGAAGCUUGAAUAUUGUGUCCAUUUUUGCCCCGACUGUUCAGGGUUGGACCUCUGCGGUUGUAUCCAGCUGCGCUAGGCCAAGCAGUUUAUUGUGUUUUGGUCUGCUUUUCUUAAACUGUAAGCAAUAGGUCAACUAUAUUUGAUGCAUGGAAUGAUUGUUAAGUGUACAUGUCUGUCUUGCAGGGUUCAUCUGACCUUGACCUCAUUUUCAUGGUUCAUUGGUCAAUAUAAAGUUUUUAUGAUUUUGUCUGUUUCUUGUAUACUACAAGCAAUAGUUCCAUAUAUUGGGUGUAUGGAAUGAUUGUAAGGUGUACAUAUAUUUCUUUCUUGAUUUAUCUGACCUUGACCUCAUUUUCUUAGAUCAUAAAUGUUAAUGUGAUACUUGUAGUGAAACUUUAUAUUUAAGACUAUCAACAUAAAAUCAAUGGUAAGCAAAGCAGGCAACACAUUUCAGCGUAUGCACUCUUGUCUAAUUAGUAGGAUCUGGGAGUUGAUGACACCCAGAAUGCUCAUAUGGAACUUGGAGAAUUAUAAGUUAACGUCACAUAAGGCAAGAUGUUUCACAAAAGAAAUAUUGAUAUAAGUAUAUAUAUAUUUUUUUUUUGUUGGUCCUGGUAUAUAUUCAUGAUCAGUAUUGUCUUAGACCAUAUCUAUUCAAAUAAUACUUGACAAUUCAGUUCUAUAAUGAUGGUUUUGAGAAAAAAAAGUAAUGGAAAAGGGUAUAUAUAUUUGUGUGUGUUUUUCUAGUCUCACAGCAUUAUAAAUGCUUUUUGUUACUUUUAUACUAUAUGACAUUCCUGAUUUGUAAUCAAUAAUAUUGAUAUAUUUACAUUAUGCAUAAUUGAUUUUUAUAUGCUUUUAACUUACGGUUUUUAAUUGUCAUAUAUCCAUGGUAUUUGACCUCAUUUAUAUGGUUCAGUGACUGCUUAAACAAAUUGUUAAGUUUUUUGUUACAUGAGAUUGUCACUUAUUGUUAGAGAUACAAUAACUAUACAUUUUGUAUUGGGGAUCCUUGCAAGGUCUGCAUGUCUGCCAGACAAUGUUCAUCUGACAUGAUUCAUUUGUCAAUGUUAACUUUUAAUGGUUAAGUCUGUUUUUCAGAAACUUUUUUAGCAAUAUGUUGAUUAUAUGAAAUGAUUGCAAGGAGACUGGUCUGUCUGGCAGGAUUCAUCUAACCAUGACCUCAUUUUCGUGGAUCAGCAGUCAAUGUUUAGUUUUUAUGAUUAGGUCUGUUUCUCAGAUACUAUAAGCAAUGAUUCAUAUAUAUUUGGAGUAUGGAAUGGUUGUAUAAUAUACAUGUCGGUCUUACAGAAUUCAUUUGUCCUUGACCUCAUUUUCAUGGUUCAACGGUCAAUGUAAAGUUUUGUGGGUUGGUCUGUUUCUCAGAUACCAUAUGCAAUGGGUUAAAUAUAUUUGGGGUUUGUAAUGAUUGUAAGCUCAAGGUGUUCAUGUUUGUCAGGCAGGGUAUACUAACACUACAAAAGAAAAAUUCUGAAAAAUAUUUUACAACUUUCUUGAGCAAGUUUAUUAGUUUAUUAUUUAUUAAGAUAUUUACAUUUAAAAUUUUGCAUUAUAUUUAUAUAUAUGGAGUAAACAGAGUAUAUACAUUUUUUAUUGGUCCUGGUAUAUAUUCUUGAUCAAUUGUCUUAUGACGUUUUAUGAGUUGGAGCCACUCCAGGUAACAGCUAGAUAAUAACUGGAUAGUAUCAUAACUAUAUCUCAUUUAUGCUUGGAAAUAAGUUAUAUAAUGAGUGUUUUGAUAAAAGCAGUGGUAGAAGGUAUAUUUUUGUGGGUUAUUCCAGUCUCAUAGCAUUGUGAAUGUUUUUGUUACUCUGUUGUUAUAUGACAUUCCUCUUUUGUUUUCAAGAAUAUUUAUAUAUUUACAUUAUGCAUAUUUAUUAUGUAUGUUAUUAUUUAUUGUUAUAUUAUAAUUAUAAAAACAUGGAAUUUCAGAUCUUUUUAAAAGAAACUUAUAUUUUGUAAUAUAAUAUGAGAUAAAAUUUCCAUGCUUCAUAUUUUUGUUCCAUCAGUUUUAUUGGAUAGAUGCAUCAGAACCAUUCAUGUUAGACAAGGUAAAGAAAUGUUCUUCCAAGAAUCUUCUGAAUGGAUCCUUUCAAAAGCACUGUUCUUUUAUUUUGAAUUUUGAGAUGCAUUAAUAGUCAAUUAUUACCAAUAUGAAUGCCAUGUGUGCAAUUUAGGCUAGAGCCUUUUGUUUUUUAAUUAAUAUAAAUAAAGAUCUGAAAUGUGUUGCUUUAAUUCAUGCUAAUAUCAUAGUUUUGUAUUAUCAAAUUAAAUAUUAUACAUUUAUUUCCCAUGCCUGAGGGAGUUAUGAAGAUUUGUUCACCCAAGAAUAUUCAUAUUUCACGAGGGCUCUGCCCCAGGGAAAUAUGAUUUUUUGAGGGUGAGCAAAUCUUCAUAUCUCCCGAGGCAAAGGGAAAUGAAUGUUUCAUUCCACUGCCUAUGCUUUGUUAACUAUCAAUACAUUAAUUAUUAUUUUGCAUACAUUUUUUUUUCUUAUCCGCUUGUUUUUAUAAGUUAAACUAAACAUGACAUACACCUUGAUAAACAGUACGGAUCAAAAGUUCAUUAUUAGUCUUUUUUUUUGUUUUAUCAUCUGAAAUAAAUUUGAAUAUGAUAAUGAUUUUUGCUAUCACUAUUUUAAGAAGAAUAAGAAGUUCAAAACGUUAUGUACAUUAACCGCGUGUAACGUCGCACGAUGUAAUCCCAACAUUUCAGAGGGGAAUAUGAUCCUCAGAAGGGAAUAUGAAGAUUUGUUCAAUGACACGUGAGAUAGUCUCAACCAAUCAAAUAUUGAUUAAACUAUCAAUAUGUAUAAACAGUGGAAUAAUAUUCAUUAUGCAUUAUUUACAUUACUGUACACUUACCUGUGAUAAAGUAUAUUUUUUAUUACUUAUGUUUUGGUAUUUGAUAUUUAUAUUACCAUAAAUAAACAUAUAUAUUUUGGAAGUUGGAACAUUAAUUAAAUUCAUAUAAUCAG
Messenger RNA from Mytilus californianus (California mussel), 8145 nucleotides. Its product is annotated as calpain-15-like. The transcript has 13 exons. Gene Ontology annotation, biological process: proteolysis. Bases 39 to 2654 code for a protein of 871 amino acids. Lineage: Eukaryota; Metazoa; Mollusca; Bivalvia; Mytilida; Mytilidae. The record is from RefSeq and is a predicted model, not a curated record. Gene Ontology annotation, cellular component: cytoplasm. Gene Ontology annotation, molecular function: calcium-dependent cysteine-type endopeptidase activity.